This is a messenger RNA of Saitoella complicata NRRL Y-17804, 1376 nucleotides long. RefSeq lists its product as uncharacterized. Bases 56 to 1165 code for a protein of 369 amino acids. The transcript has 2 exons. NCBI's taxonomy places the organism in Eukaryota, Fungi, Ascomycota, Saitoellomycetes, Saitoellales, Saitoellaceae. The record is from RefSeq and is a predicted model, not a curated record.
AAACAACUCCCUCGACCAUUUGGACGUUAGACGAUAGAGAAGGAAGAGAUCAGUGAUGCCAAAACCAAUACACGGACCCGUGAUCCCAACCCGUGGGGUACGGAAAGUACAGGAACCAGACGAAGAGGGCUUCGAUAGCUAUUGCACGAUCUGCGACCAUCUCAUCCCCCUCGCUUCCCUCUCCCAGCUCUACUGCUCCGAACGCUGCCGCAAAACCGACACAGCAUCCCACCCCCUCUCCUCCACGAACCCCCACUCCCUCUCCUCCUCACCCACCACAAAUUCAUUCACACCGCACGAAUGGCCGGAACCACCACCGAGUAUUAUUGUGCCGCCUGCGGUACCGACGCUGUUAUCCGAUCAUCGCCCGAGUUUUAGUAGUCCGGCGUUGAGUGGCCGCAUUCCACUCACGCCAGCCUCGGCACCCAUGAGUCGGCAAAACUCCGCAAACGGCACAUCCUCUGCACCCCUCACAUUCACAACCACAACGAGCGCAACGACAGGUGGGUUACCGACGAUUGGAUCACUCGCCGCCCGACCACCGAUGCUGAUGCACACUAAAACCGCACCCGCGGCCCCACAGCUCAACUCGAUCCAGUCGUACUCCUAUUCCUCCUCGCCCGCUGCCGCAGCUGCGUUAUCGAGUUCGAUGGGUGGGAUGCAUCCGGCGUUGAGGCCGUUACCGCCCUUACAUGCUAUGAGUUCAUCCCCGCGGAGUCUGGAUCUCGUUGUCCCGCUCUCGAGUCCACGAAACUCGGGUACCGGCACCGCGACAGCUGGGGUAGGGAGUAUUGGGACGGGAUUCGGAGAAAAGGUUGGAGGAAGGUCUAGGAGUAAUAGUACCCUGAACCCAAAUCCGGCGCUUAACCCACCUGCAACUACGUCGGUGGGAACGAACGGUCCAGACACGGAUCUCUAUUUCGGAAAGAUGUAUCGUACUCCAUCAUCCUCAUCCUCGCACUCUGCGGGAGGAGCGGGGUUGAAGAAGUUGUUUUACUUCAAGGAGGUACAGCGCGUUCCCAGCGAACUCACGUUGGCGAAUGCGGGGAGGAGUGCGCCGGUUGGUGAGGGGGAGGGGGUGUUGAGUCCGGAGGGGGAGGUCAUUGGGGUUGAUGGGAUGUUUGGGGAGAUGGAGGAGGGGGAGAGGAUGGAGUGGCCGCGGUGAGGGCGAGGGGGGAAUAGACAGAGAAGACAAGAUAAGAGAAGAGAGCAUUGGUGGAGGAUUGUAAGAGGAUUGUAAGGUUUGUCGAGACUGGGAUAUACUGGCGGGAGUUCUUUGCUUUUGAGCGUCUCUUUUUAUUCGAUAUGGUUAACAUGCUGGGCAUGUGCAACUUGCAUUCAUAGAUAUCGAUACAUGUAUAGGAUAAGGAUAUGGG